AUGAUAUCUGCAAAUGAGGAGCUGAAUCUUGGUGCUGUGAAUCCUGAUGAACUUGGAUAUGUUGAAUCCAUUUCUAUUGAGGAAAUUGGUGGUGUUAGGCUAUGUGGGAACUUUGACACCACUAUUUUGCUGCAUCCAUAUAUGGAUAGGAUAUUGGAUGACCUGGAAAUGACUGUCGAUGAUGGUGUAAAUACUUACAAGCAUAAACCAUCAAGUGUUUGUGGGAUUUUUUCAGUAAAAAAUGGAGUGCAUCAGGCUCGUCGGCCUCCGAUUGCCCUCUCUGCCCUCCGUCACUUGCGCGGCUGCCGUGACUCCGUGACUCCCCGCGUAAACCGUCUGCGAUCUGCGAUCCCGUCUCUCUGCUGUGAACCGCUAGCUAUCUGUCGUGAGCCUUCGUGUCAGGGUUGGGUUAAGCUCUCUCAUAUAUACAAUUUCCAGUGUACAUCAAUGAAGUUUUUGGAUUGGUAUGUGAAGAUUGCAGUUGUAUCAGCUGCAAUUGGAGGAUCCAUGGAGUAUUUCAUGAUUAAAACCGGUUUCUAUGACAAAGUGACAGUUCUUGAGUCGGAAAAGAAGGCUUGGGAGAAUUCACCCGAAGCUCAAGCUAUGCGAGAAGCUCUCAAUCCUUGGAGAAACAUUGAUGCAAAUGCAAAAAAAUCUUCCUAGUUUUUUUUUUCUUUUUUUUUUACGAGGGCAUUUAGGUCAUUUCCACACACAAGAGAUUGAAUGUGGGUCCCUAUUCCACCU
Molecule: messenger RNA, 744 nt
Organism: Lactuca virosa
Lineage: Eukaryota; Viridiplantae; Streptophyta; Magnoliopsida; Asterales; Asteraceae
Source: the annotation of a GenBank genome assembly